CUCUGGCUGUCCUGCGGCUCCGUCCCCGAACAGCGCACCGGGGGUUCUGACCUGUCCAUGGCACCUGCUGCAUGGAUGAAGGAUACACCUGAGACCAAGUGAGGACACCCUGCAGCCCCCGCUUUCACCCCUGAAGGACAGGGUCACACGAAGCAUGGUGAAUUUCCCAGCACACAGUCUGUCUGGUGUGGUCACCUCCUUCCUCUUCAUCCUGCUGACCAUGAAGCAGUCAGAUGACUUUAGAGUGGUGGGUCCCGCGCGUCCCGUCGUGGCCAGGGUCGGGGAAGACGCCCUGCUCACCUGCCGGCUCCUGCCCCGGCGGCCGGCCGCGCGCAUGGACGUGCGGUGGUACCGCGCGGAGGCCGGCGCGCCGGUGCUGGUCCGCCCCGCCGGGGCCGCGCGGCCCGACGUGCAGGCCGAGCACAGGGGCCGGGUGGAGUGGACACAGGACGGCCUUGCUGACGGGCGCGUGGCCCUGAAGAUACACAACAUCCAGCCAUCUGACCACGGUCGAUACUGGUGCCGUUUCCAGGAGGGACACUAUUGCGCAGAAACAAGCUUGCUGCUCUCAGUAGCAGGUCUGGGCUCUGCCCCUGACAUCCACGUGGCCGAAUCUGCGGGAAGCGGAGUCCAGCUUGUGUGCACAGCAAAGGGCUGGUUCCCAGAGCCCCAGGUGUACUGGGAGGACUCCCGGGGAGAGAGGCUGCUGGCCGUGUCUGAGCGUCACAUCCAAGAUGAAGAUGGCCUGUUCCGCGUGGAAGACACGCUUGUGGUCAGGAAUGUCCCUGCAGAGACCGUGUCCUGCAUCGUCCGCAACCCCGUCCUCUCGGAGGAGAGGAGCUCGGCCAUCGCCGUCCCAGAGAAACUGCAGACUGAGCUGGCUUCCUUAAAAGUGAUUGGACCGUCCCAGCCCAUCCUUGUCGGAGUGGGAGAAGACACACAGUUGACCUGUCACCUGUCCCCCAAGGCUAAUGCUCAGAGCAUGGAGGUGAGGUGGGUCCGAUCCCACCGUUACCCUGCUGUGCACGUGCACGCGGAUGGGGGCCCUGUGGCUGGAGAGCAGAUGGCAGAGUACAGAGGGAGGACGGCGCUGGUGAGCGACGCCAUCGACGAGGGCAGACUGACCCUGCAGAUACGCAGCGCCAGGCCUUCGGAUGACGGGCAGUACCGCUGCAUUUUUGAAAAAGAUGGUGUCUACCAGGAGGCCAGUUUGGAUCUAAAGGUGGUAGGUCUGGGUUCCUCCCCGCUCAUCACCUUGGAGGCGGCGCGGGCGGGAGAAGCACAGCUGACCUGCUCCUCGGGUGGGUGGUUCCCGCGGCCCCUCGCUCGGUGGAGGGACGCGGAAGGGAAGACACUGCCACCAUCUUCCGAGAACCUGACUCAAGGCAGCCACGGGCUGUUCCACGUGGAGACAUUUCUGUCCCUCAUGAACAUCACCGCUGCGAAGGUGACUUGUUCCAUCAGCAGCCCCCUUCUGGGUGAGGAGAGAACGGCGACUUUUUCCCUCUCAGAGCCCCAGAUGACUUUUUUGUGCUCCCGCAAAAUACUGCCGAUUUGGGGAUUGCUUCUUGCUGCGGCUGUAGGCCUGAUCAGGAGGAGCCGAGGCAAAGUGAAUGUGACACAGGAUCCAAACACAGGAAACUGAUCCUUCCCAAGGGAAGCGAGGGUGUGUCCCCUGGACGUUCGGCAGCCAGGAAGUUCGUCCCCAAGAGACGUGACUGCUUGCUCUGUGUGCUGGGCCGGGAGGGGCUCAAGGCAGGGAGGCGGCCCUGCGCGGCGGAGGCUGGGCAUGGGGCGGGAUGGGC
Messenger RNA from Microcebus murinus (gray mouse lemur), 1805 nucleotides. NCBI's taxonomy places the organism in Eukaryota, Metazoa, Chordata, Mammalia, Primates, Cheirogaleidae. The record is from RefSeq and is a predicted model, not a curated record.